AUUCUAAACUGGCAGUACUAUUUGUUUUGAAGUAGGCUAGUGGAAGCAAACGGUUAAUACCAGAAUCGGAUUUGAUCUCAGUGGGUGUGCCUUCUUAUUCUUUUUGGCGUCCCCUCUCUUGAAGUAGAUCGCGCACAACCUAUUAAGAAGAGACACGAGCUCCGGGACUGCCAUGUGGUCACUCGGCUCGCGCUCCCGUCACCACGCACGAGAGCUGAGAGGGAUGGAAACUCUAAAGCUGUUUUGAAAGGGAAGACUACACAGACUCGCAGUUUUCAUCCCGCACUUCACACGAACGAUUUGUCCCUCUUGAUUUAGGCCUGUUCAUUUGAGGCGAUACACAAGCUCUUCUGACGUUUCUUGAUUGAAAAAGACUUCCAGGAAUGGAGUCGAUACCCAGUCAGCUUUCUACGGGACGAGAUACUUGCUCUUCUCCCAGCUCGAAGCAAGAACUCCAGCCUUAUUCUGGCAGCAGCUCGAUGAAGCCAAAUCAAGUGAGUGAGACUGCGCUGUACGGAGUGCCCAUCGUCUCUUUGGUAAUCGACGGCCAGGAGAGACUGUGUUUGGCGCAGAUUUCCAACACUUUACUGAAGAACUACAGCUACAACGAAAUUCACAACCGACGCGUGGCGCUUGGAAUUACGUGUGUGCAGUGCACGCCGGUGCAGUUGGAGAUCCUGAGGCGCGCGGGGGCUAUGCCCAUCUCCUCGCGCCGCUGUGGCAUGAUCACCAAACGCGAGGCCGAGCGCCUCUGCAAAUCCUUUCUCGGGGCUCACAAUCCUCCCAAAUUACCCGAGAAUUUUGCUUUCGAUGUUUCACACGAGUGCGCCUGGGGAUGUCGGGGAAACUUCAUACCCGCCAGGUACAAUAGCUCCAGGGCGAAAUGCAUCAAGUGCACCUAUUGCAAUAUGUACUUUUCACCAAACAAAUUUAUAUUUCAUUCGCACCGCACACCUGAAUCGAAAUACACGCAGCCGGACGCGGCUAAUUUUAAUUCAUGGAGGCGCCAUCUGAAACUCACCGACAAAAGUUUGGCUGAUGAUCUUUGUCACGCGUGGGAGGACGUCAAGGCCAUGUUUAACGGCGGGAGCAGAAAACGCGCAAUGCCGGGUAGUGGAUCCGAAAUGUCCUCCCAUCUCAAACCGCAGUCCUCCGGCAACAUCACGCAAACUACUUCCUCCGAUAUCCCUCACAAAACUUUGCGCUGCGACGACGACCGCGGUAACCUCAGUUUAAGCAACAGCGUGCGCAACUAUCCGGUCAUCCCUGUGCCUAGUAAGAGUUUCGGCAUGCUCCAGAAGAUCCCGCCACCCAUCUUCCCGCAUCCGUAUAGUUUCCCAGCAUUUGGACUGUGUCAAAAGAAGGACGAUGGAGUUGGUGAGCAGAAUAAGACCAAUGUGCCCAGCGUGUUUUGGCCCGGUGCGAAGGACGGUAUCUAUCCUUCCUUUCCUAUGUUUUGGCCCACCGCGGGCAGCCUGCCGCUCUCAUCCUACCAACCAAAGCCACACGCGGACUUACUGGGUGGCCGGCAAACGGAAGCAGAGAUGUCAGAGAGUGAGAGGGGAGGAAACACACCUAGAGACAGUCUGUUCGACAGCGAGCGCUGCUCCAGCUCACAGUCCCUCAGGAACGACGAGGACAAAUCUGGGGACGAGGCCAGGUCAAGUGAGGGUCAACCCAGCACUCCUAGAAAGCUAAGCUAUAUUUCUGCGUUCAGACCAGUGGUUAAAGACGCAGAGAGUAUAGCCAAGCUUUACGGGAACAGGGACGCGUACAGUGGAGCACAUCCUGGUCAUUUGUCGCCUGACUUUGUGAGCGAGACCUCCAGCUACAGAUCGGCCUCUCCGUGCGCGGACAGCGGGGAAGAACCAGAUGUGGACGUGGAGACUCACAGAAUUCCCGAUGAUGAGGAAUCUAUACAACUUUCCGUAGAUGAUCGGCAAAGUCCAGUGAGGGAAGACACACCAACGCCUCAGCCGGACGAUGGCCACCAGACGGUCACUUUCAGUGACUCGGGCUCCCCUGAUCACAAGCAGAACAAGCAGGUGGCGAAGAAAAGUGAUGCCAUUGCUUACGAUGUGUACUCGCAUGAAAAGGAUGGAGCCUCUCUUCAGAACACCCUGUCCUGUUCGGCCUCCAAACUUUCUCGCUGCGCGCAAGAUACAAAUGAUUCACACAUUUCAAACAGUACUGACGACGAAUGCGAAUCUCAAAAAUCCUGCUCGGACCAAAUUAGAGUAAGCAGAGAGAAUUCAAUUGACGCAGCAUUGAGAAGUACUGAUAACAGAUUUAAUUUCGAGAAAGACAUCGAGAAUAUGGCAAAAGAGGAGCUCCAAAAGCAGCUAUUGGAGCAAGUGGAGCUGAGAAAAAAACUGGAAAGGGAAUUUCAAAGUUUGAAAGAUAAUUUUCAGGAUCAAAUGAAGAGGGAACUGUCUUAUCGAGAGGAGAUGGUCCAGCAGCUGCAGAUUGUGCGAGACACAUUGUGCAACGAGUUGGAUCAGGAGAGAAAGGCUCGUUAUGCAAUUCAGCAGAAGCUUAAAGCUCACGACGCUCUUCACCAUUUCUCCUGCAAAAUGCUCACUCCACGCCACUGCACAGGGACCUGCACCUUUAAGCCACCUCUCUUACCACCUUAACUUAAAAAACUGCAUCCCAGGAUCCAAGUGACAUCUGUGAACCUCCCGUGAAGGAAUUCUCCAUUCGCACUCGGUUUGAGUUAUGCACACUGGACGCUGAGGACCGAGGACUGCUGAAUCACAAUCACUGGCAUUUGAACAUUCUGCUGUGAAUGAAAGUGUCUAGGAUUACUUUAGGAAAACAGAGUAAAACAAGCCAGAGGAUGUCAUCGAUAAGCCCUCAAAUAAUUAUCCUGUUUCUUGUGUAAAUAGGUUGACUUUUUUUAAAACAAUACAAAUACAUAAUAUGUGGCAAUGUGCAAUGAACUGUAUAAUGUGAAAUUUCAUAAACUGGAAUUGUUGAUUAUUCUCAUUAUUUAUGUAUUUAUGCGUUUUUUCAUGUAUUUAGUUUUUUUUUCUCACAAUGAAUUCAAUGAUGUGCUAUCACAAAUGAAUUGUGUAUUAUCAAUAUUAAGCACUUUAAAUAAGCAACUUUUCAGACCUGUAUAUCCUAACAUGAAUCAGUACAAAAUGAUUCAAAGUGAAUUGUAUUUACAAAAGACGCAACUUCAAACAAGCACUUAGCCCUAAUUUCCAACAUAAACAAUUGAGAAAGUUGUUGAUCCACAUGAAAGUGCUCAAACGAAAUGACACAGAACCUCUGGAGUGUUUCUUCAGUUUUACUUUUAUUUUUUCGAAAAUAAAACAUUCUCUUGCCUCGUUCUUCAAUAAAAGUUAAAUUAAAGCCACAAA
This is a messenger RNA of Danio rerio (zebrafish), 3368 nucleotides long. NCBI's taxonomy places the organism in Eukaryota, Metazoa, Chordata, Actinopteri, Cypriniformes, Danionidae. The record is from RefSeq and is a predicted model, not a curated record.